Messenger RNA from Boeremia exigua, 1796 nucleotides. RefSeq lists its product as uncharacterized. The record is from RefSeq and is a predicted model, not a curated record. The transcript has 3 exons. Gene Ontology annotation, cellular component: extracellular region. Lineage: Eukaryota; Fungi; Ascomycota; Dothideomycetes; Pleosporales; Didymellaceae. The coding region runs from base 120 to 1538 and encodes 472 amino acids.
AUGGGUGGUGUCGUGCCAGCAACUCGGAGUCCAUCAUCUCAGGUAUAAAGCGGUGAUCGUCCUCGACUCAGGCAGUCUGUACGGCUCACUCGUUCAGCCUCACCACCGAUCUAGUCAUUAUGUUUCGUCGCGCUGCCAUCCUCUCGCUCGCUGCCCUUGCGGCAGCAAAGGAGAUGCCCAAGGAUGAGUUGAGGGCUGCCCAGCUCUUUGACUCUGGUAUUCGUCACGAGAACAACAAAGCUCUGAAGCUGGAGACUUGGGCGCAGCAGGAAGCAGCUGGCGUGUACGCGUCUGCGCAGUACGCCAGACUUGCGUCCAUUGCCACCUGUACCAACGGCACCGCUAAGACGGCGACAGACACGUUCAAGUGCAAGAAUAUUGACUUGUACGAUUUCGCGUCUCACUCGGCUUUGGGCAGCACCUACGGUUUUGGCUCCUCAUCCUGGGGUUGGACGUCGAGCACCGGCCGCGAGUUCGUUGCCAUCGGCCAAUCUGAUGGCACAGCGUUCGCUGAGAUUACCAAGGAGGGCAAGCUCUCUUACCUUGGUCGUUUGCCCCAGUACUCCACUCGUAGCCAGUGGCGCGAGAUCCGUGGUCAGAACGACUACAUGAUCAUCGGUUCUGAGGCUGUGAACCACGGUAUUCAGAUCUUCGACAUGAAGAAGCUGCUUACCCUCAGCCCUUCGGCGCCCAAGACCUUCAGCAACACCGCUGACCUUGCUGGUCACUACAAGGGCCUCCCUACUGGCCGCACCCACAAUGUUGUGACCAACCCCGAGACAAACUUCAUCUACUCUGUUGGUGCUAUGCCCAGGACCGACAAGUGCAAAUCGGGUAUCAUCUUCAUUGAUAUCUCGAAUGUCGCCAACCCCACCAGCCCCGGAUGUGCUUCUGGCGAUGGCUACGUGCACGACGCGCAGUGCCUGAUCUACCACGGACCCGACAAGGCCUACGAGGGUAAGGAGAUUUGCUAUGGUUUCAACGAGGAUACAUUGACCAUCUACGACGUCACCAACAAGAAGGCACCUGUCAUUCUGUCCAUUACAUCUUACACGGGUGCUGCAUACACCCACCAGGGUGUUGUCCUUGACCCCAAGGACCAGCGCUACCUGCUGCUCGAUGACGAGUACGACGAGUACGACAAGGUUGGCCCUGGUGCGGCCGGCAACCCCAUCACCUACAUUUGGGACAUCUCUAGCUUGAAGGCGCCUAAACAGACUGGCUUGUAUCGCUCGGGCGCGAAGGGUGUCGACCACAACCAGUAUGUUGCCAACGGUUUUGCGUACCAGUCCAACUACGGCACCGGCUUCCGCGUCCUCGACGUUCGCUCGAUCCCCAGUGAUCCCUCGGGUAAAUCAGUUCGCGAGAUCGGCUUCAUAGAUGUAUAUCCUGAGGAUGACAACGCAACCGGUGGUGGCAAAGUCGAUUUUGUUGGCACGUGGUCGAGCUAUGCGCUUUUCAAGAGCGGCUACAUCCUGGUUAACACGAUGGAGCGUGGCGCGUUCAUUGUCAAGCUGCAGGCUGGUGCCACCGCGUAAGGAGUGGCAGGCUCAACCUUUUGUAGGGUGCAACCCACCUUUAUCGCAGCCAAUAAGCUACAGAAUCACAACUGAACAACUCCGUUCACUCUAUCAAUAUGUCUUCGUCUUGCCUGAUGCUGCAUCUUGUGUAGUGGCUGAUCGGACGUGCCUAGGGUGCAGUACACACGAUCUCGUAUUGUAUUGCAAUUGAUAAGAUUAAGCCGACCAGCACAGUGAUUGGCUACUGCUAAUAUAAAUCCCUUACUCAACGGUCUU